Messenger RNA from Tribolium castaneum (red flour beetle), 6492 nucleotides. It is a transcript of the gene Root, whose product is annotated as Rootletin. The transcript has 19 exons. Lineage: Eukaryota; Metazoa; Arthropoda; Insecta; Coleoptera; Tenebrionidae. The record is from RefSeq and is a predicted model, not a curated record. Bases 321 to 6059 code for a protein of 1912 amino acids.
ACCAGUAGUACCAAUAUAACCUUUGUUUGUAUCGAAGUAACCUGAAAGCCGUCAUGUUUUUGCAAAAAAACGACUAUUUAUCACGGACAAAAACACUUACAGAUUAACUCUCCACUGAAUUCAGACUGAUUGAUGAUAAUUUAACGGCGCUACACAGCGACGACUGCUCUUAUUGACCCAUGCAGACAUAUGGACUAUGAGCUGCAGGUCGAAGCAUCCAACUCAGAUUAUUGCAAUCUGUAUGAAUCGGGGUCAGACUGAUUCCCCCAACACCCUGCACCACCUGAACUGUGCCACCCGUCAAGAAGGCCGAGCCCAAAAUGAGCGAUCGGAGGAGACCUCCGGUUUACAGACCCAAGUCACGGACUGAUUCAAGUAGCAGGGCAGAUGGUGGUCGCUUGCGGGGAGACGGCGGCGGAAGCAGCGACGAAGACGCCAGAACCGACCUCCGGCAACGCCUCCAAGAAGAAGCGUCGAUCUAUCGGCGGCGUCUCGACGCCUAUCGACAAGCACAAGCCGACCAAGCGGCUCUCGUCAGCCGACUACAAGCCAAAGUCUUGCAAUACAAGCAACGAUGUGCCGACCUCGAAGCCCAAAUGGUGGAAAACCCGAGACAACCGACGCUACCAUCGCCGAGUACGGCCCUGGAACAAGCCCAGCAACAUUUGAGGGAAGUUCGGGAGGAACGAAUCGCGGAUCUUGACACGGCUUUGCGGAGGCUUGACGAAGAAAAACGGAGGAACGACAAGUUGGUUCAGUUGAACGCCACUUUGAGGGAACAACUCGAAGAGUCACACAGUACCAACGAAAGCCUCACUUCUGAUUUGCAAAAAUUGACCAAUGAGUUUGAAAAUCUCCGCGAGGAGAUGAUAAUUAAGGAAGAUGAGUGGAAGGACGAAGAGCAAGCGUUCAACGAUUAUUACAGCACUGAGCAUAACCGACUCUUGAACCUGUGGCGGGACGUGGUUGCGGUAAAACGCUUCUUCAUGGAGAUACAAUCAAGCACCGAACGCGAUCUCAAUAGCAUAAAGAGCGAAGUCAGUUAUUUGGGGAAGGAAAUGAUGACUGCGUGCAGUCGAAUGGACACGAACCUUUUCACAGACUCAAUCCUUGGUGGGAAGGAACGCUCCCAACACCAACAAGAACUCUCAGAUUUGAAACAACAACUCGACACUUUAAAGCUCCAACACGAAAGUUGCCAAACCGAAAACCGGAUCAAAGACGACCGCAUCCAACAACUCCUCCGAGACACCCAAAAUCUGGAAGAGAGAUGUGCCGAAGCCGAGCACAACGUAUCUCAAGUAAUGAAGAUGCAGGAAGAGAUCGAUUUACUUCAAGCCGCUUUACGGGACAUUGCCCAUGCUUUGAUCCAAGACGCCGAGACCAAAGCCCCUGAAUUAAGUACACAUAUCCACCUUAGUGCUUCCACACCGGUGCCUCAAAAGUCGCCAAAGCGGGGACGUAUGACUUCCGCAGCUUUCGCUGAAAGCACAAUUUCAGCAGUCCAGGCCGCUUUACACAAAUACCAAUCAAUGAUACACGAACUACAGGUGAAGCUCCAGUCGAAUAGGGAGCAACUUUUGCUAGUUCGGAAACAAUUCGAUCAUUCGGAAGAAAACGUAGCAAGUUUAGAGAACAGAGUUAAGGAACUAGUGGCACAACUUGAUGCUUGUCGCACACAAUGUUCGCAACUCAGCCAGGACAAGGAUUAUCUCCAGAAGAGUUUGGAGAGUCUCAAAAUUGAGAAAAACGCCCUUGACCGGCAAAGAAUCGAAAUCAAUUCGCUAGUAGAGUCACUCAAUUUGGACUACGAUAAGUUACAAAAGACUAACAAUAAGUUGCAAAGGGAAGUGGACGCGUUACAGGACGAGAAAAUUUUUCUACAAACUGAAAUCGAGCGCUUGAAUCAGGAGGCCAGCAUCAGGGAAAUUAAUUUGAGAGGAGAGGAGGAAAGGUGCAGUCGGAUCAGAGAAGAACUGUUAAGUGCACGUGAAGAGUUACACAAACUGUACUUGUCGCACGAUAUGUUGGAACAACAAAAAGCGGAAGCUGAUAAUUUGAUCAGUAGUUUGGAAAAAGCCAAAAGUGAGGGUGAAAUUGAACUGGAGCGAAUCCUCGGCGAGCGAUCAAACGUUCACGAUUCUUUAAUCAAGAAAGAAAACAUCGCUGCUAAUUUGGAAAGCGACAAAAAGAAACUCUUGGAUGACUUAAAGAAGCUCGAGGACGAAAAACUGGCGCUACAAAUGCAAUCAAACGACCAACAAAACGACAUCCAGUCCUUACGCAAGGAACUGCUCCAAGCCGAGCAACAACGACUCGAUUUAGAAUCCGACAAAGUCUCGCUUUCGGAAAAAUGCAAAUUCCUGGAAAUCGACAAAAGCAAAAUUGAGAUGGAGUUGAACCAAGUGACGCGCGAACGCAACGACUUGAGCAACCAACUUACCGUCCUAGGCCGCAAAAAGGACGCCCUCAACGACGAGUUGGUGCGAACUCGCCAGAAACUGGAACAAGCCAACGAAACAAACGCCCGAGUUAACCGAAAUCUGGAAGAUUUGGUGCGGGAAUGCGAGGAAAAACAGUGCACGAUUGACGCGUUGGAUAAAGACAUGCAGAGACUUCAGGAACAAUUGGCUGCGAUUCGCUCCGAGAAGGAAGCUUUGGAAGCUGUGCUUUUUGACACUCAGACGAACCUUGAGGCGUCCGAAGCUCGGAAAUUCCAGCUGGAAGGCGAGCAACAAGAAUUAUUGGUCAAGCAAGAGCAGCUCAAGGCACAAAUCGCUCGCGUGACUAAGGAUUUGGAACGGUCGGAAAAGCGGUGUCUUGAGGUCAAAAACAGUUUAACCCAACAAGCGGGGAACAAGGAGGUGGAGUUCAAGCAAACGAUCGAGAAGCUGAAGAUGCAGAAUGAGGAUAAUGUUAGGAAACUGACCGAUGAGCGGGAGAAGAUUCGCUCGAGUUUGGAGAAGCGGUUGCAGCAGAGUUUGCAGCAGUUGACGCAUGAAAAAGACGCGGAAAUUCAACAGUUGGUUGAUAGGAUUGAGGCGCUGCAAAGUCACAUCGAGAAUAUGGUGCAGCAGCACGAGGAGUUGAUGCUGAGGGCGGAGAACGACAAGCAAAAGGCGCUCCUCAUUGCGCAUCACGACCAACAAGCGUUGCAAGAUCGUCUCGACGAUGCGCGAAGAGAAUUGAACAAUGAACGGGAAACUCUGGAGCGCUUGAAACGCGAAGCCAACGGCCGGUUCGAAAAAGACAGGUCGAGCAUAAACCAACUCAAGGAGGAACUCAACAAGUACCGGACCAAACUCGAAGAGAGUAAAACAAGAAACGAGGAGGAGAAAAUCAAGCUGGAACAAAGAAUCGAGGAAAGCAAAAUCGAAAGAGACGGGCUCCAGACCGAGCUGGAAAACCUCAAAGUCCAGCUGCACCUCACCGAAGACAAAAGUGAAAGUAUCAAUAACCAGCUACACGAAACGAUAAGGAAGCUGAAAGAAGCCGAAAAUAAUUCCGAAAGUCUCCGGAAAGAAAUCACAGAUGUGCGCCGACUGUUAGCCGACAGCAACUUCGAAAAGGAGAAAUACCACAACACGAACAAGGAACUGAGAGACCAUGUGAAGAAAAUCGAAGGGGAGAAGCGCGAACAGAGCCGACAACUGGAAGAAACGUUCCAGAAAAUCACAAAUCUAGAAGACAUCAAAUUAUCGGUCGAAAAUGAGAAAAACCGGCUGCAAAACCAAAUUCGCGACUUAGAAAAGGAACAGUUGCAGUCCGAACAUAAAGCACAAUCGAUUUAUGAAGAAUUGCAACGGGCGCAAGCCAGUAACACGCAACAGCAAGCCGAGGAAAAGGAACUCCAAGCCCGGCUUUUAAAUGAAGUCGAGGAGCGCGAGCGCGCGCACCAAGAAAUCCACCAACUCAAAAAACAAAUGGCAGAGCUGGACCGCAACUUGGACCAAACCCGGCAAGAGCUGGGCCGAACCCGCUCACACGGCGCCCAGCUAGAAGAGCAAUGGCACGCCCGUGAGCAAGACCUCCUGGUCCACUUGGAGGACAGCCGAGCGCGCGAAAAACGGCUCGAAGACCAGAAACACAACCUUGAAGUGUGUCUAGUCGACGCCACUCAGCAAAUCCAAGAACUCAAAGCCAAGCUUGGCGGCGCCGAAGGCCGGAUCCGGGCCCUGGAGGCCCAACUGGGCCAGUUAGAAGCGACGAAAAGGGACGUCGAGCAGAAACUAUUCAGUGUGGUUUCGACUUUACGCCGAAUCGCUGGCGUGCAGUUGGACGGUUCGGUGACGAUGCCGUACCGCCUUUUGAGUCCCUCGAGACGCUGGAGUCCGGCUCGAGGCCAUGACGACGGCAGAGACGGAAUAGUCGAUGUUGAUCCAGAAAUAGUGAGAAAAGGAGUGCGGAAUUUGAUGCAACAAGUCGCACAAAUCGAACGCGAAAGAGACGAUUACAAGACGCAAGUCGCGACGAUUAAGAAACAAUUGCAUGAAGCGCACGAGAGUCAGAGCAAGGGUGACAGUAAGUUGAAUAAGGUUUUGCAGAGUCUGAGGAGUGUUCAGGAUGAGAAAGGCAGUCUUGAGGCGAGGUUGAGUCAGAAAAGCGUCGAACUGCAAUCACAGACCACGGCUUUGCAUAAAAAAACGGAAGAGAACCAGCAAAUGCGCGAUAAAAUAGUUUCGCUUGAAUUGGCGAUAAGCAGCGGAAACGAGGAAAAGUUGCAAUACGAGGACAAAAUCGAGAAAAUGAAAAUGGCCUUGGGUCGGCUCGAGGCCGAAAAACGUGGCUUACAAGAAGAGCUGAGUCGGAUCGAAAACAGAUCGACAAAACUAGAACUGCAAAGAAUGUCAACAGAGGGUGACCUCCAAAGAUUACAAAUGAUGCUCCAGGAGAAAGAUGCAACGAUUCAGAAAUUGCAAGAGAAAUGCGAUCACCAGAGUCGCAAUUUGGCAAGUUUGGAGGAACGUUGCAUGUCACUCAAGUCAACAAUCGACCAGUUGAAUCUCUCGCUUGAAAAAGCGGCAGCUGGUGAGAAUGAGCUCCGAUCGGAGAUCCAAAGCCUCCAACGUUCCCUUCUCGAAGCUACGUCUUCAUCCCAAGCAAGCGCCGAGAAAAUGAAACAGUUGCAAAAAUCGCUCGCCAACAGUGAGAACGAGCGCAGAGUCAUUUCGGAACGUUUCGAAAGCACGCAGCAAAACCUGGCCGAAAUGCGCCGAAACCACCAAAUCCUCCAAGACCAAGUUACGCGAUUAAACAACGAAUUGGCAAAUAACGAAGUACAGCGCUCCGGUCUCGAGUCACAACUCCGGCUAGCGCAAUGGCCGGCUGACGGGACAAUUGGGUCGCACCAAGAGGAGGAACUGCACCGACAGUUGCAGUCGGUGCAGCGCGAACGCAGCGAAUUAAGAGGAAAAGUCGAUUCGCUUAACAAUAAAGUGCGCCAACUCGAGGCCGAAAAACGAAAUCUUGAACGAUCUGUGGCCAAGUCGAGCAGUAGCACCACUGUCAGGAAAGAGAAAUACGAGAUGGAUUCAGGAAUCAGCGAAUUGGAACGCUACGAACAAGAAAAUCGGGAGUUGAGGCACAAAAUCGCGCAUCUUGAAGCCGAAUUGUCCGAUAAAGAGUCCGAAUUGAUUCGGUUGAGGAGCCAAAGGCCGGGGCUUGACUCCAAGUUCGACAGGGCGGAGAUUGAGAGGUAUAGGGCGGCGCAGUUGCAGGCGGAAAGGCUGUUGGAGGCGAGGGAGCAGAGUCAUAGACAACAAGUUUCCCGGUUGGAGAAUCAGAUCACCCUUUUGAGGGAGCAGCUGAACCAGGAGAUCAAGCGGCGGCAGCAGUACGUCUUGAGGAGCACCAAAGCGGGGCGAGAGAUGCAGCAGUUGAGGCAAGCGUUGGGCGAUUCCUUGCGAACGGUUUCGCAAGAUCCAUCGCUCGAUGCCCUUUUACUAGAACACGAGGCUAGAAAGUUAGAUAAUACACUAUCGACCACUGCCAGUUUGCCUCCGGGGCUUAGUCUACCGUCGACGUCGUAUAGGAGGUCGACGACGCCACAACCGAAAUAAUUUUCUAUUAUUUGAAACAUCGGGAAAGUAUUUAUUGCACUUUUGUACCAAAGAUGAGGGAUUUGAUAUGUACACUGCCAUUUAUUAUGAUUUGCUCAAGGGUAGGAGAACGGACAAUGCUUGCGCUGGUCAGAUUAUGAAUUUUUUGUUUUUUGAUAACUGAAGUGUUCAAAAUUUACACUUAGGUCACACUCAGUAGAGGUUUGUUAGAACGUAUGUACUUAAAUUGUACUUAACCGUCCAGUUUAUGGGAGUCACAUUUUGAGAGGAAAUACAUGUUUGCCGAAUUGUUUUGCAAUUUUAAGGGCCCUGUAUUGUUCGGAAUGUGACGAUUUUUCCGUCCAACUAUGUACUUAUGUAACUGUAUUUUGUAAUGGAGUGCUAGGUGAGGUAGAUUAUCCACUUAAUGCUUAAAUAAACCAUUAUUAGACAA